Schizophyllum commune H4-8 is the source of this 2883-nucleotide messenger RNA. RefSeq lists its product as uncharacterized. The record is from RefSeq and is a predicted model, not a curated record. Bases 1 to 2883 code for a protein of 960 amino acids. Lineage: Eukaryota; Fungi; Basidiomycota; Agaricomycetes; Agaricales; Schizophyllaceae. The transcript has a single exon.
AUGACUUUCUACUUCUUUCUCGCUCUAGGCGUUGACGCCCCGCCUCUCCAAAUCCACCACUUCGAGCACGGCGACACGUGGGUCGCCAUCGGAGGCAGCUACGAGGAUCUCCUCAAGAGCCCGCGCCUGGAACGCCUCCGCCACCCCGCGGAGCGCGAGGACGGCCCGGGACCACGCUGGAUUGUCAUUCCUUUCCUCUGGCGACCCUACGGACCCUCCACUAUCCUCUCCGAUCGCGACCCCGUGGCGCCGCUCCUCUGGAAGCCUGACUUUCUGGACCUCCAGACGAACCGCGAAGGCAGCCGAAUCUCAGAGGACAAAGCUCGGCAAAUGAGGACAGCUGCACGCGCAUUCAUCCAGAUAGCGGAGCAGCUACGCAACUCCGCUCCCCCGGCCUUCUUCCUGCGCGACAGCACGAGGAUCAAGCCCGUCGACGUCGACUUUUGGGGCAUCGGGGACCGCGGCAGGGCAGACGCGGUGAUCAACGACACGCGCAAGUUUACCACCGCAGCUAUGGACAACGUAUCCUUUGUCGCUUGGUUCACGCUCAACUUUCGCGGAUGGGAGGAGGCCCUGUCAUCCGAGCAGCGGAAGAUCGUGCGGGACUGUCGAUUCGAGGAGCGUCCUAAGAAGGGAUGCCUGAUCAACCUUCUGGUCGACUACCCUGUCGCCAACUUCGAGUCGUGGAUCAAGCACAAGGUUCCUAUCUACUACAUCUUCACGGAGGCAAUGUAUCACCUCGACCGCUUCGUACGCGUACGUCCCGACAUCAUCCAGGAUUACUGGGAGCGCCGGCAAUGUCAGAACGCGGAGGAGGAUAUUAAGGACUUCUAUCGCUUGGUGGAGCCCGCCACCAUCGAGUACGACGACUUCUUCCAGCAACGCCUGCUGAGACGGACCUUGGUCGACACCCCGCGCAUCACGUAUCACCCGCAAGCGACGUACUCGGUACAGAUCUGCCAAGGAUACAGACCGUACAUCACCCGCAACGCGACUCUCAUCAAGCUGCUCCUCGAAAGGUACGAGGCGAUGGUUCGGCCAGAGACGCCCAACAAGGUCAGGCUGGCGCGCUGGGCGGCGCGCGAGCCGUAUCGAGGGCCAGAGGACGAGAGGGAGUACACGAUGGACCCCGGCACGACUGGUCUUCCCGACCAUCUCCCCUUUCCCGGCAAAUCCUUCGAUCGCGAGUCGCAGUGGGUCGAGAACGACUAUCUCGCCCUGCGAGAGCUGUUCAAGCUCUCCUUCGCGCCCAAGCCGGGCGAAGUCUACGACCUCGAAGGCGGCAGGUCGUCCUUCCCAUUGGAAGAAGGGGGCGGCUUGAGGGAGUUCGAGAAGGAGCUGGUCGCCCGAGCCAUCUACGAAGGGAAGAAGCGCCCCGAAGACUACCGGGAGUUCCACGACUGGGAGGUCGGAUGGGAAGGUCAGGUCGACUGGGUACUGUCCAUCACGAAGACCGCGUCGACAGUCUCGGAGGACACGGAGAUGGGCGACCCCCGUCCUCUCGAGGAAGGAGAGCUGUCGGAUCGCAGCGACGGCUCCAGCGAGGGGACGGACGAGUUCUCGACGGCCCCGGCGGGCAGACUGUCGCUAAGCCAGCGCAUCACCGACCCGACCACGGGUGAGCCAGUCGCGCCGGUAGGGCUGGAAGCUCAGCUCUCGUCCCCGAGCAGCACGGAUUGGAGACGGGGGAGGCAGACGCGCUGGGAUGAGGAGAGCUCGGAUGAGGAAGGAACCCCCGCGAGCAGCGUUGCGUCUUCAGGGCGCGUAUGGCGCGCAGAAAGGCGGAGCGCAUCACCAGUGCGCGCGCCGCGCCUGGCCGACCCGGGGCGAACCUCCAGCAAGGUGUACAGCGAGGGACACGUACGCUGGAAGGAGGUCGAGAAGGAGUUCUGGGUGCAGCUGGACGAGUUGGCGCAUCGCAUGACAGCGGCGCGAGGACCUUACGUGCGCGACGAUCUCCGGCGCCCAAGGAUCGAAUGGGACGACGACUUCGUGGCCCGCGGACUCCUCCACGUACACAGCUGGGAAGAUCGUAUUCGGCUGCUUCUUUACGCCAUCUAUCAUCGGUCUCUGCGUUCGCCCAUCCACAUGCUUGACUUCGUCGUGGAGAAGGGAAUGAAGAUCUCCUUCCUCGUGCCCCGCGACCCGAUACCGACAUUGGCGCAGAUCGGCACGCGCAACCCCCCUUCGUCGACACUGUUCGCCCCGCUGACGGGAAGGACGCCGAUUGAGGUCUUUCGCCUUUGGGAGAGCCAGCUCGAAGGUCCAGCCUUGGCCAAGUCGCACUUCGCCGCCUUCCUAGCCGAAGGAGGGACGGUCGCGUACGUCGUCCGACAUUACGCCAGGGAGUACCUCAACUACGCGGGGUCGGGGGUCAGCCCGGAGAGUCGCGCCUACACGCUCAACAGCUUCCCGCUCCCAGCCGGCAAAUUCGGUGGCAACUACUUCGUGGUACGCGACGUGGCAGAAGACACGGAGCUCGCGGCCAUCGGAGGCCAAGUCGCCAAUCCGCGCGAGGAGAUGAACCCCUACUAUGUCCUCCCGCCUACGGAAACGUUCGACGCCAAGGAGUGGGACAUUGGGACAGGGGAGUGGGGCGACGCCGAGGAGGCUUACCUCAACGAGGUCCUACAUCGCUGGAAGACGGGGAAGGAGACCAAGCUAAGGACCGCAACGCAAUGGGCCAAGCACGCCGGCAUGUGGGCGCACGCGUACAAGCAGCGUCGCCCCGAGGAGGCGAAACGGGCGCGCGUCCCGAUGGGCAGCGAGUGCGAGGAGUGGUGCAAGAAGCUGGAGGAGGCCUUCGGCAUCUCGCUCGAGUUCCGCAAGGUCGCCGACUUGGUCAAGCCGCUCAAGGCGAAGAACUUGCGCCAGUUCCGUUGA